AUGGAUUCCUGGUCGGAUUCAGAUCUGUAUGAAUUAAUCGGUGUGGAAAGAACAGCUUCCACUCAAGAGGUAUAUAUAUUUCUUUACACGUUAUUAACCUAUAUAUAUAUAUAUAUAUAUCCUUUUGUAUCUUUGCAAAACGUUCGUACAGAUACGAGACAGAAGCGUGAUGAUAGAAAAUUUUUUGAAUUAAAGUUCAUCGGAUAUUGUGAUUUUUCGUUUAACCUGUUACGUCAUUUCAGAUUAAGAAAGGAUAUCGCAAGAAAGCUCUGUAUUGUCAUCCUGACAAAAAUCCAAACAAUCCAAAAGCAACCGAGUUGUUUCAUAAGCUGUCGCGAGCAUUGGAAAUUCUCACUGACACGUCUGCUCGGGCAGCUUAUGACAAAGUUGUUAACGCCAAGUACCAAGCAAAAUUACGCGCUAAAGAAUUUGAUUCGAAACGUAGAAAAUUGAAGGAAGAUUUGGAAGCACGAGAAAAUGCUUACAAAGAGUCUUUGAACAAGGAUUCUAGCUUUAAAAGUGACAAAGACAAAUUACAGGCUGAAAUAGAACGAUUGCAAAAAGAAGGAUCCAGACAACUGCAAGAAGAAAUAGCACUUAUGAAAAAACGCUUUGAAAAGCAAUCAAACGUAUCUUGCGGAGAAUCAGAAAUUAACAGCGAUUGUUACAGAUUAAAAGUGAAAUGGAACUCUCGUAAAAGUCAGACUAGCAACGACGAAUACGAUUACGAUACGUUGCAUCAUAUUUUCUCAAAGGAAAUGGCACUAAAUUGCGAAGUUGGUUUAGCACAGAAUCCGCUCAAGCUUCAGAAAUUGUGGAACGAAGAGAAAAAGUCAAACAUUUGUACCACGGGAACUGUUUGCAAUGAUAUUACUUGCACAAAGCAUACGGUGAAUCAAACCACGUUGGAUAUCGAACAAUUUGAACACUCUGUGCUGAGUAAUUUAAAAAAAGCCGAAGAAAGAAAAAGAUGUUCGGGAAAGAUGAAAGACGUAACGGAAAGCACUUGA
This is a messenger RNA of Heterotrigona itama, 1010 nucleotides long. The record is from the annotation of a GenBank genome assembly. Lineage: Eukaryota; Metazoa; Arthropoda; Insecta; Hymenoptera; Apidae.